Molecule: messenger RNA, 2429 nt
Organism: Durusdinium trenchii
Lineage: Eukaryota; Dinophyceae; Suessiales; Symbiodiniaceae
Source: the annotation of a GenBank genome assembly
GGUGAGGGAACUCCGAAUCAGCGAUCGAUUCCUGGCGACCAGUGACCGAUUCGACUUUGUUGGUGACCGAUUCCUAUUUGUCGGUGACCGAUUCCUGGUGUGAAUCGGCGUUCUGGUGACCGAUUCGUGGUGUCCGAUUCGGACGCCGCCAUAUGGUGCAGAAUGAGAUCCCCUGUCUGCCCCCAAUCACAUUGGCGGUUCGUGCUAAAGUUUUUCUUCCUGCGAGAUCAAACAGUUGUCUUCGGCUGUCUAAAUAUGCUGUGGUUAGUUUAGAAUGUUCAGAAUGAGCUUCCAAGGUAAGUUAGUUCAGUUCUUCGACCAGCUGUCGGAAAACUUUCCGAGACCUCGGAAGGAAAGAACUGGGAUUGAGGACCUGAACCAAUCCAAAUAUAGCACAAAGCACGAAACAAAACAUGAACUAAAUCUAAAGAAAAGUUGGCCAAUACCUCGGUGCCUUUACAGUGAAUGGUAUUGAAGUCGAACAUGCUCACACUAGGACGAGGAGGUUCACUCACAGGUGGAACAUUUUUGAAGAGAAGUGCCAGAAAGGCAUUUCUGGCAGCCGGACCGAUCCCUGAUAGAUUCUGAUAGAUCCAGCUCCAGAAUGCACACGCUAAGAUGUACGGUUUUCAUCGAUGCAAAAUGAAUCUGAUUGUUAUUGUGGAACAUCCCGGACCAAAAUGUAAAACACUCAAGAUUGUGCUAAUCCUGAGCCGGAAGGCAGGUGGUUGUUCAAGUUUGAGUUUUUGGUUUGGUUCCUUUUGUACAGUGACAGUAAAUGUUUUGCGCGGGGGGUCGGGUUCCAUGAGUUAUAGUUUGAAAACCUUCAGCUCAUUGAGAGCUUGAAGGAUGGGGCCAAGCAGUUGGACAUGUUCGGCCCAGCUGCGUGGUCCCCAGACAGUUUGCAGAUAUGUAUAGCAGUAUGCGCCGUUUAGAACAAUAUGUUUGUUGCAAUGGGAUCAGGCAAUAGGGUCAAGCUGGCCAAGCGUUGAAACUUUGAGUUGUUGAGUCACGAAGGCGGUGGAGGUCAUGCCUCGAAUGAAGCGGAUUUGUUCAUAUUUGUCCUUGUUCUUGGGAUGUCACGUGGGGCCAACUAAGCAGCUGGGCAGCUUGCAAGACCUCCUCGUUGACAUUUUACUGCUAUCCCAUCACCCUGAAAGCCAAUUUUCUUGCUGCAUUGCAACCAGGACCAAUGGCGAAUCAUCUCCGAAGGGCCCGCAAGUGAGAAUAUGGAUCCCACAUACAUUAUUCAGACCCGCGCCAAGAGGAGUCGGGAGCUUGCCGACACAGUCUCGGUGAUGUUCGCGCAGAGAAGGGAGCAAGCCAACGAGUCAGUCCAAGCCAAGGCCGCCGCCAAGCCUCUUUUUAAUCCCGCUCUUGCCGACACAGUGCAGGCCUUCUUCACUCGUGUGGUGGGCUGCGAAGUGCCCGACACGCAGAGGCGAACUGGUGGCUUCGGCGUUCAACACGUGCUCGAAGAAGACAGGUCCAAGUUGGUUGGCACGGUCAAAGGAAUUGAUGGUGUUGUUGAGAUCCUCAAGACCAAGUAUGAUUGCUUGAAGGGUGAGCGCUAUCGUGUGGUGGGCGAUCGCGGCGGCCCUGCGGGCAUGUGGCGCUUGGAUGGUGGGAAGACUAUCCCCAAGACACAUGUCAAGGAAGGCGGCUGGAAAUGGGUUUUAGAGGAGCCGGAACCAGAGGCAAAACUGGCAAAGCCACCGCCUGUGGCCACAGCUCCGGUGCAGACCUUCAUGCCGAAGGAGCACAGAAAAGCAGCAAAAGAAGCGAAGGGCCCAAGUUCUGAAAGCGCUGAAAGCGAUGACCGAGCCCCCAAGAAGAAGGGGGUGAUGAAGCGAAAAGUGAAGAAGGAGAGUGAGGUUGGCAAAAAAGGGAUAAAGAAGCCUGCACACAAGUCAAAAAGAACUGCUGCAGGAAGUGAAAACCUCCACUCUGGCAAGCGGCGGCGCAUCAAAGAGGACACUGAUGACUCUAGGGCGAGACCGUGCAGAGGGAGCAGGAGCGACAGCAGCACAGCAGCGGCAAACCAACACGGCGAUCACACAGGCAGCCAGCGCGCCAGAAGAAACUCCAAGAGCGAUCGCUCUCAGGAGGACAGCCGGGAUAAGGAUAGCUGCGACGAAGACAGCCGGGACGGGGGCAGCCAGAUGUCCAGUCGCAGAGGUCGACCAAGACCUCGCUCCAGAGCGCGACGCUAACCGGAAAACGAAGAUGAGAAUUUGCACCAUGCAUGCCAACAUGAUCCUCACGCUUGGCAGCGUGAUCCUCCCUAGCUUGAUGUGGCUUUUAAAAUGAUAGAUGUUUACUUUGAUCCCCAGGGCAGGUUUCAGCCUGAAAAGCAGGCUGUGGGGAAACCUGUCAGGUCAAUGACAUUCAAAGACAUGACAGCGAAGACAGGAAAGCGAAGAGAAAAA